Molecule: messenger RNA, 2316 nt
Organism: Mycosarcoma maydis (corn smut)
Lineage: Eukaryota; Fungi; Basidiomycota; Ustilaginomycetes; Ustilaginales
Exons: 1
Coding region: 1-2316 (771 amino acids)
Source: RefSeq, a predicted model, not a curated record
AUGUUCAGCUGGUUCGACACCUUGGACCGACAGGCCAUUUCGGACCUGUCAGGCUCCUUUUCCUUUGUCAUCUGGCUCUUCGCACAAUCGCCGCAGCUCUAUGAAAACUACCGACGCGGCUCGGUCGAAGGGCUCUCUCCUGUCUUUCUCACCCAAUGGAUGCUUGGAGACGCCACGAAUCUGAUCGGCUCUCUUCUUACACAGCAGUUGCCUUUCCAGAUCGCCGUCGCCACUUACUUUUGCUGUGUCGAUGUCUGCAUCAUGGUGCAGUUCGUCUACUACUGGCGCAAAGCAAGUAAAGAACGAGCGCAACGCUCCAUAAACAGAUCACGCCAACAUUCCGGCAGCCUCUCCUCGCCAUACCCGCCCAAUCCGUACUCAGUCUUGUCCGAGGCUAGCGAGCUGCUCGCAGGCAGAACAAGUCGACACAACUCAUUCCUGCGCAGCUCCAGCAAACGACGCGUCAACCUCUCUCAUUCGCAGCACCUUGUUCAUCCGCACCGUCACGCGACACAGUACUCUCAACCACACAACGAUCCACACGCACCCUUGAUAUCGCAUUCAGACACUAAUACUCCCGCACAUGCACCCCACAGCGACCGCCGCCCCGCACACGCUCGCUAUGAGUCGUCAAGAUCAAGAUCGCGUCAUCCCCCCUCUCUCAGUAGGAACAGCUCGACGGACAACGUCUCUGGGGUGGCAGCUGGUUCGGUCGCCAACUACCGUGCGCUCUCCGAUGCUGCUCUUUCGGUCGCGCAAUUGGCUCAGGAAGCAGCAAGACGUCGUGAAGCUAUGCUGCAUCCAGUGCACACUGCAGACCAAGACUACUUUUCACAUGGCAGAACCUACUCGCAUCGCAGCAAGUCGCGCACAUCUUGUUCUCCCAAUCACUCGCAACCACCAUCACGCACGCGAUCGCGUGUCAACAGCAACGAGGUGGCUCGGCCAGAUGAGUUGAGCACUGAUUUGGCAUCAGGCACACAUUCGGCCAAAGUCGUGCGAGAUGCACCCUCGUCAGCUUCGGCUUCGCGCAAAUCGCGCAUCGCCCGGUCGAUGAGCUCUCGAAGAAAUCCGAUGGUGACCAACGUCGACUUUGUUCCGUCGGCGCUGAGUCCAACAAGAGAGAGCAAGGAUGUUGAUGAAGCAACUUCAGCGCUCAGAUCCACGUCACGAGCAGAGCAUCAAGAGAGCGAGGCCGAGUCAGUGUCUGAAGCCGAAUCUGGCUCGCGAGACGAGACCGACGAGACUGGCUCGGCAGCCAAUCUGACAGAUAGCGUCGACAGCUUAGCUAGCAUCAGCACAAAGUCGAGCCGUGCAUCUGCAGAGCCUCGAGGACGUGACAUGGUACGCACGGCAACGCGCAUCGAUACGGCUCCCGCUUCAGGCGCAGCGACGCCGGCGGUAGCCGAUGGCGUCCGCCGCGACCGCACAUUGUCGCCUUUCUCAGCGCACUCUUCGUCGGACGGCACAGCGCGACAUGCGUCGCCGCAUCCUGUCUCGAGAGAGGCUAGCAACACUAUGUCCCAGUCGCACGGUGUGCUGGAGCGACACGAUCGAUUUGUCCAAGCAGCCACAUGCAGCAACCAAGUAGAAGAUACCAACGCGCUCCAAGACGCAUCCGGGGCUCGAAAUACGCCGAGUCACAACUCGACGCGAGACUCGUCGCCUGCAGCAUCCAUGUAUCGCUCGGUAGACACACUCGCAAAGCGUGACGCAAGCGGCAAGAGGGCCAUAGUCCGUAGCAUGUCGUCUCGAUCUCAUUCCAAGCGCGCAGCGACGGGAGGAGGCGCCGGAAGAGCGUCGGCGGGGGCGAGUGCGAGUGCGAGCGGGAACAAGCGGAGUGGGACCAAAUCUCCGGCGUCGAUGCGGAGGAGUAUUGGAAUGGUGUUGCUGGGCAUCAUCAUGGUCAGCUCUUUCCCGUCUACGAGCAUGUCUGCUGUCGUGUCCGGCGUUGCAGUCACUGGCGACGUCAAGCGCUCGUCGCUGUUCGACGCCGACGGCGCAUCGUGGCGUCGGCUCGUGGGGCGUAUCAGCGCAUGGCUCUGUGCUCUGCUCUAUAUCACUUCGCGUAUCCCGCAGAUAUGGGAAAACCAUAUCCGCCGCUCAGUCGCUGGCAUCUCGAUCCUGCUCUUCAUCGCUGCAUUCUCGGGCAACUUGCUGUACACCAUCAGCGUGCUCACUAACCCCUCGGCAAACGGCGACGCGGCCAGAACGUAUCUACAGGAAAGCCUCCCGUUUUUGCUCGGCAGUGGAGGCACGUUGGUUUUCGACCUCAUGAUCGUAGCUCAGUGGGCGGCGUGGAGGAACAAAGUGUAG